AUGGGAAUUAAUUUAUCAUUGCCUAAACAGAAGAGAAAAAAGACAAUAGUUGAAGAUGUUUAUAAAAAAGACUCAUUAGAUAAUGAGAGCAAAAACAUUUUUUAUAAUAGUGAACAAGAGUUUAAAUAUAUAGGCGGUCGAAAAUUUUACGAUGUUAAUGUUGCACCAUAUGUAUUACCUGCGGAUAUUGAAGAAGAUGAUCGUAUCCAUCAACAGCAUUUCGCGCUUAAACACAUUUGUGGAGGUAAUUACACGGCGCCGAUUCAGGAUAUAAUAAAACCCGGAAGUAGGAUACUGGACUUGGGUUGUGGUCCAGGCCAAUGGACAUUAGAAAUCGCACAAGAAUUCCCAUAUGCACAAGUAUAUGGUAUCGACAUAAGCGCGAAUUUCCCAACUUCAAUUAAACCGUUGAAUUCACAUUUUAUAGUUGGUGAUGUCACUGAAGGCUUACCUUGGGAAGAUAACUAUUUUGAUUUUGUUUGGAUACGAUAUUUAUUCGUUGGAAUAAAGGAUGCAGAUUGGCAGAAUUUAUAUCGUGAGGUUAAGCGUGUAUUAAAACCAGGCGGAAUACUUGAACAUCAUGAAUGUGAUGGACUUACCGAAAAUCCUGGACCAAAACUAAAGAAAAUUUUACACCAUAUAAAUGAAGGGCUCUCUUCACAUGGUCUAAGCUUUCGAUUGGCAUGUCAACUAAGUGAGCGAAUUACGAUGGCUGGAUUUAAAGACCCACAGCCAUCAUGCAUAUCU
Ambispora leptoticha is the source of this 747-nucleotide messenger RNA. The record is from the annotation of a GenBank genome assembly. Lineage: Eukaryota; Fungi; Glomeromycota; Glomeromycetes; Archaeosporales; Ambisporaceae.